Molecule: messenger RNA, 684 nt
Organism: Penicillium diatomitis
Lineage: Eukaryota; Fungi; Ascomycota; Eurotiomycetes; Eurotiales; Aspergillaceae
Product: putative secretory component protein shr3
Exons: 2
Coding region: 1-684 (227 amino acids)
Biological process (GO): endoplasmic reticulum to Golgi vesicle-mediated transport
Cellular component (GO): endoplasmic reticulum membrane
Source: RefSeq, a predicted model, not a curated record
AUGAUUUUCAAAAGCGGGUCCUUUGCGACCUUCCUGAUCCUGUGCCCAACCUGCUUUUUCCUGGGCAUUAUAUUCUCCAUGUUCCCCUAUGAUUAUCCCAUUCUGUGGUCGACCGUCCCUACCCCGGCCUCGCAUUAUGAUUACUUCGAAGCCCACCUUCGGUUCCUGCAUGCGUCGCCGCCUCUGAUUCCCCGUAUCCUGCACAUCGUGAUCUUCCUCGGCCUCGCCGGCCUGGUCACCAAGCUCUACCGCCCUUCCGAGUCCAACAUGCUCUUCGAUGGCGCCUCCCUCGUCCUCUACAUGUGCGGUGUCACCGUCUACAUCGCCAACAUCAUCAAGGGUCUGCGUCUCGCCUCGGCCGGCCAGUACGGUGCCGCGCUCGCCAACAACCCGGACGACAAGGACCAGAUCCUGGGUCGUGAGGACUCACUCAAGGUUAUGGCCGCGAGCAAUACCAUUCUGGCUCUGGUGCUGGUUGGUGUCCUGGUCCUGCAGGCGGGCCAGUGGUAUGCAGAGCGCAAGGAUGCGCAGGAAUCAGAGACCAUUGCGGCCGAGGCGGAGGCGGAAGCUACGGCAGCGCAGCACAAGAAGACCGAGGCUGAUGCGCCUGCUUCGGCGACGACAACUGGUGCAGCGACGGGUAAGCCCGGUCGUCAGGGAAGUCAGCGCAAGAAGGGCAAUUAG